UCCACUCUCUGCCGUCAUCGUUUUGAUCUCCUCGCCACGUGUCAUGCCCUAAGCACCCCUUUUGUUCCAAUAAAAAUAGUUGUUUUUUUAUAAAAUAAAAAAUAAUAAAAUAAUUCAAAGCUCGUUGGAGAGGACAAAGGCGUCCCUGGAAGCUCCUAGAAAUCUAUCGUUACAGAUCGGAAUUAGGGUUUUUGCGUUCGUUUUCGGCGCUGUUGGUUGCUUGCAGCUCAGAGUCUCGAAUUUUUCUGCGGUGCUUUAGGUUUUUGGAGGAAGGUUUCUCUGUGAUAAACAUGACAUCAGAGCCAAUGGCGGUGUUCAAAUUUGGUGUGGGAUAAAGGAUCUUUAAGGAAUGUCAGACUUGCAGGUGUAUGAGCUGGAAGAUAUUGUGUGGGAUGAUUUUGCUGAGAGUGAUGAUCAUAUAGUGCCUCAUCCUGGUGGUGAACAUGGGAACGAAUGUCCAGUUCGGGGUGAUAACUGCAAAAGACCGCGAUGUGAAGUAAUUGGUGUCAAUAAUAAUGCUGAUGACAGGAAUGCUACUAAAUAUUUUAGACAGGGAAAGGAGGAGACAAAUUUACCAACUCUGAAACACAAAAGGGAUAAAAUGUUGGAAAAGGGUUCAUGGUCUUGCACACCUGAUGGUGUAUUUCCUGCUUCAUGUGAUAGUGACUCAAUUAAAGAAACGACAACUUUGUCAUCUGAUGAUACUAUGAUGUCUACUCGUUGCUUCAAAAGUAGCAAUAUAGAGUCCAUUGAUAAUGAGUUCUGUGCAAAUGAUCCUAUUCUUGGUGAUAGAUGUGUUGCAGUUGACAAUAAUCUGUAUCGUUAUCCGCUCAGUCACCUUUCUCAAGCAGACAAUGAUCUCAGCUUUUUUGAUAAUGCCCGGGAUGAGAAAGAAUGCAGUGAUCUUUUAUAUUGUGGGUGGCCUGACAUAGGAAACUUUGAGGAUGUUGACCGGAUGUUUAGAAAUUGCGACUCAACAUUUGGGCUAGGGAGUGCUAGUAAUGAAGAAGAGUUGAGCUGGUUUUCAUCUUCGCAUACUAAUGAAGAAUCUGAAGAUGCAAUGAAGUUGGGCUUUAAGUUUCCUCCUCCUGAGUCAAGUGUGUUAAAAAGUGCAUCAGAACAGAAUGAAGCUUCUAGGCCAAAUGAUGCAAGUCCUUCAAUUUCUGAGUCAAUCAAGAAGAACGUGUCCAUUGGUUACAAGCCAAGUCCUCAAAUAUCUGAAUCUAAUAAGCCAGAUGUUCUUAGUCAUUUAUCUUUCAUGGAUGGGUCAGAGACGGUAACUGAAAGUAAGGAUGAUUUCACAUCCAAGGAACAUGUUUAUUUGCACAAGAAGCAGUCAAAGCAUCAGAAUCUAUCGGAGGGAAAAAGAAAAGAUAGAUUCACAGAAAAUGGAGGUGGUUUUCAUCAUUUUCCCAACCCCAAGCAAUUUGCUGAUGUAAAGCUUCCAUUUGGGGACUCAUCCUGCCAAGUUCUUGCCACCUCAGGCAUUCGAAGACAGGAACAAAGUGUUGGAUCUGAUUCCUUGUGCUAUUCACACAUCCCUUAUACUCAUUCUAACUACAUUCACCCUUCUGAUCAAUUUCCAGUCAGUCCAACUCCAUCCUGUGUCAAAUCUGAAAACAAUGGUCACUCACCCUUUUCUCCUAAGGAGUCUUCUUAUGCAUCAAAUAUACAGUCCAUGGAGAGCUCUCAUGAUGCUUCAUUUGAGACUCCUGCUAUAAAAGUGGAUGAGAAGAGGGAGAAGCUGUAUCGAAAACAAGGUUUUCAAACCUCUUUCGCUAUCAGUUCAAAGCACAAGGACUUAGUGGUUCAAGCUGCAUGCUAUGAUCCAAUUUCAGUGCAGAAGCAACUCAAUCAUUCUGAAAAUGAAGUUGAAGGUCAUAGUGAAGUAGAAGGAGGUAGCAUAAGUAUUCCAAUGGAAAUGAAUUCUUCAAAUGUACAGGACAACUCUUGUAUGAGCUCCAUGUUGGAAGAAAUUUCACUAGAAGCAACUAGUUUCCGCCAACUUCAAAAUGUCACGGAACAGUUGGAUAUUAGGACAAAACUUUGCAUAAGGGACAGCCUGUAUCGCUUGGCCAGAAGUGCUGAACAAAGGCAUAAUUGUGGAAGUCUGAAUAGUAGCAGCAGAGAUGAUGGGGAUACAGGUGGACUAUUGAUGGCUGCAGAGCCAAAUAAGUGCACUGGAUUUAUGGAUAUGGAAACUGAUACAAAUCCAAUUGAUCGGUCUAUAGCACACUUACUGUUUCACCGGCCUUCAGACCCAUCUAUAGUGCCCAAUGAUGCAUUAUCUCUGAAGUCUCAAAACAUGGUAAGCAGUCACAUUUGCAUUCUUUAUGCUAGACAACCAUUUUUUCCCAUGAUGACUGAUUCCUUUGAAUUUUAUUUACAGAUGCAAGGUUCUAUCACCAGUCCGCCGGUAGUGGCUGAGAAACUGGUUAGUCUGGAAGAAAAUGCUGUUGGUUCAGAUAAAAAUGUAGCUGAUCUUGACAAAAAAUAAUAAGGAAUCCUUGACUUUGGCAUAAAUACAAUGGAAUUAUGUCUAUUUUGAGUUGUCGCAGAUAGUUAUGUAUAAAUUCCAUUUCAACAAGCCCCAGCAUGGAUGCCGGAUUUAAUCGCAUGCUUUGGAUGUCAUUGCUGAGAUUUGUUUUGUAGUCUCCUGGGCAAGAUCUUUAUUUGCUUACCUGUCAGUCAUAUUUGCAUCUUAACCUCUUCAUGUUAAUUAUAUCAACCAUUUAUUAGAUGCAUUUGUCUUUAUGUUUGAACAUGUAAAGAACUUGACCACAAGCUUACGCAUGUAACUAAGACUCGGUGACUGACAUUCUGUUUUCACUUUUCUCAUGUAUCUAUACGAACCUUUAAAGCUUAGGCAUGGUAAAGAACUCAUGUAAUAAAUUUGAGAUCAUCAAAUUGGCUUCAAGAUUUCAUCUGA
Molecule: messenger RNA, 2929 nt
Organism: Vitis vinifera (wine grape)
Lineage: Eukaryota; Viridiplantae; Streptophyta; Magnoliopsida; Vitales; Vitaceae
Product: protein LNK1
Exons: 7
Coding region: 350-2497 (715 amino acids)
Biological process (GO): circadian rhythm; regulation of DNA-templated transcription
Source: RefSeq, a predicted model, not a curated record